Pocillopora meandrina is the source of this 1791-nucleotide messenger RNA. The record is from the annotation of a GenBank genome assembly. NCBI's taxonomy places the organism in Eukaryota, Metazoa, Cnidaria, Anthozoa, Scleractinia, Pocilloporidae.
CUUCUAGUUUCAAUAUUGCGUUUUUUUAAGUUAAAAUGAUUAUUAAGUUUUGCAUUUAUUUCCCUUUAUUAUAAUGACUCGCUUCCAACCAAGCACUCCCUGUUAGGAAAGUCAGGAUAAGAAGAUGAAUUACAACACAAAAUACGUGAUGAUUCGUUUAUCUCACUAUUCAGGAAGACUUGGAGGUUAUCAGUUGCUGAAGGAAUGAGAUCCUCGCGACGAUUUUCCCAAGAUAUUAACAAAUAUAGAUCUUAGAUUAUCAGCGGUGGCCUUUGAAUCUUUACAGCUUAGUUGAAAGGGAACAGCGUUCAAUUUUCAACGCUCUUGGUCUUCACUCGAACUUUCGAGACUUCGCUCUCUCUGGUCAUCGCGAAUUAAUGAUGCUCUAAAGCCACACGCAUGAUUGACUUUUAUUUAAUUUAAUAACUUUGACAUGAUAAGAAGUGAAUUGCAAUCUCAUUUGAUAUUUUAAGCACCUUUAAAGGGCGCCGUGAUUGUUUAACUUGGUGCCAGUAGUCGAGGAUUUCGUUUCAUGCUUCAGACCAGCACACAAAUUUUCCAGUGAACAUGUUCAAAGCGUGGUCUUCAGUUCUUGCCGCGUUAUCUCUGGCGAUGUUGGCUUUAUCUGAAAGCUUAACGCUCCAAGCAGAGAAGGAAUUCGCCUCUGGCUUCCUUCAAAUGCUGGACAUGGAUCAUGCUCCUAAUAUCUCGAGCGAUCGCCAUGACAUUCCGCGCUACAUCUUAAAUCUGUACAAGGGCAAGCUUACAUGGAAGCGAUCUAGCGUCGGCAGAAGAAUUCCAGAUGGCUCUACCACACGGAUUCUGUUCCCGCAAGGUAACGAUGCCGGAUGUAUUAAGGCAUUACAGCAGUAAUUCGAUUGUACAUAAAUCCAUGCGAGGUGCCAACAUGUCUCUUUCGUGAUGAAUAUGUGCUAAGCAGGUUCUAAUUUGUUUGUUUGCUUUCACGAUCGAUUUCAAACAGAUCUUAAUGAGGACACCGACAGCUCAGUUCUCCAGUUCAACCUGUCUUCGGUUGACCUCGGCUCCGGUAAAAUUCUACGAAAAGCUGAACUGCACGUCCAAGUUUUUUGUGGAGAGGGUGUGAAAGUGAAAGUUAGCAUCGUUUACAGCGAUGGGUCACAAAAUAUUGCAGACGGCGAUAAGGAGACAAUAUCAACUCGGGAUUGUCACAAGACGAUCAAAAGCAGAUGGCUUGUGUUCAACCUGACUCAAGUUAUACUUUCAAAGGUCAAAAGGCGCAGAGGAACUGUAACUCUGGCCAUUUCAACUAAUCCUGCAUUCAGAAUUACCACAAAAGGAAAACGAAAGCCUUUCCUUGUUGUUUUCAACGAGCCACUCGAAAUUCCAAACCAAGGAGUACUCGGCGCUCCCCCAAUGAAGAGGCGACAAUUCGUGACAGGUAACGCGACAGAGAACAGCCAUGGCAAACUUUCCCGAACGAAGCGUUCGGAGGAUAACAUGUGUCGAAAACGAAGACUCGCAGUUCGAUUCCGCGACUUAAAGUGGAGUGGAUGGAUUAUUGCACCUACGCGAUUUGGAUUUCAUUACUGUGAGGGUUCAUGUCCCGGUACUCUCAGCCUGGACUCAAAUCCGACAAAUCACGCAAUUCUGCAAAACAUUAUCCAUCAUCGGCUGGGCAAAAAAAUACCGGCCGCCACUUGCGUAGCCACUGAGCUUCGCUCGAUGAGUCUUCUCUAUUACGACCAUGACGAUACAAUUGUGCUGAGAGAUGUUCCGGGUAUGGUCGCGUCGGAUUGUGGUUGUCGAUAA